This is a messenger RNA of Diuraphis noxia (Russian wheat aphid), 1182 nucleotides long. It is a transcript of the gene SelR, whose product is annotated as methionine sulfoxide reductase SelR. The record is from RefSeq and is a predicted model, not a curated record. NCBI's taxonomy places the organism in Eukaryota, Metazoa, Arthropoda, Insecta, Hemiptera, Aphididae. Gene Ontology annotation, biological process: protein repair; response to oxidative stress. Gene Ontology annotation, molecular function: peptide-methionine (R)-S-oxide reductase activity. Gene Ontology annotation, cellular component: cytoplasm.
GUGCUACAGACCAAGGUUUAUAGAUAAUUAUCUAUAAACCUWGUCCAUUUAGCCUGCAGCUGUUUGACUGUCGCUUCUAUUAUGUUCUAGUAUGGUUACACGGUCUCCUUAUCACAAAUCGAUGUGUAACCAGCCUGCUACAGCGGCCUAUGACCACAGAAUGACCGAAUGAGAUGAACUGAUAAGKUUGAACAAGCUUGAUGGCAACUUCAGCUAAUUGCUAAAUGGCAAAUGCUCACUUGACUGUGGUCAGUACCAUGACAAAAUAAAUUUAAUUCUAGUACUCUACUACUCUAGUCCAUUAGUCCAUCUCUGUUUGCGUUUGGUGUGUGGCUUAUUAGUUACCACUUACCAUUGGUGUUUGGGUUCUGACCAGWUACGAUCACUACAUAGUACGUACGCAUAUAAUAUUAUACAUUUACAUAAUAUUAUAUUAAUACGUAUUUUAUUUAUAAACCGUUGAAUAGUUCAUAAAUAAAAUUCUUUGACCCAGAUAGUCGAUAUUGUGUACAUGAAUGUAUUGUAAAAGUAGAGUAUUGCGUUUAACCAGUGAAAUUUUACCGCUGAAAAACAAGAUUAAUUAUAUUAAAAUAAGGACCAUGAGUCAAGGAGAAUCAGCCGACUUCAAGGCAGAUUUGAAAAAACGUUUAUCACCCAUUCAAUACCAUGUCACCCAAGAAAAAGGAACGGAGAGAGCCUUUACUGGCAAGUUUAACAAAACCACAGAAGCUGGUUUGUAUACUUGCGUUGUAUGCAAUGAAACAUUAUUCACUUCGGAAACAAAAUUUGAUUCUGGCUGCGGUUGGCCUGCGUUCAAUGAUGUGAUUGAUCAAAAAAAAGUAAAACUAACAACUGACACUUCAAAUGUUGGAGCAAAUUUGCUGUUAUUGAUAACCAACCCAGGUAUGAUAAGAACUGAAGUGCAGUGUGGAAAAUGUGAUGCACAUCUAGGACAUGUUUUUAAAGACGGCCCUCCACCAACAGGACGRAGAUUUUGUAUUAAUAGUGCUUCAAUGAAUUUUUAUCCAAUAAAUCCAGAAAAAUAAUCUUUGCACAUGAAAUAUUGGGUGUUUUUGUUUGCAGUUACUACAUAUUUAUUAACACAAAAUUGAUAAUAGUCAACAUAAACAUGUUAAUAUUUAUUUGUGGUUUCCAUAAUUUUAUUAAACUAAUACUUUAUUC